This is a messenger RNA of Nerophis lumbriciformis (worm pipefish), 690 nucleotides long. The record is from RefSeq and is a predicted model, not a curated record. Lineage: Eukaryota; Metazoa; Chordata; Actinopteri; Syngnathiformes; Syngnathidae.
AUGGGAUCAGAGCCGAUGGAGAUGCGAAAGAGGCAGAUGUCGGUGCAGCAGGAAUCGGCAGCGGGGGGGACUGCACCGGCCCACCAGGGCCAGCUGGGCCAGGCCAACCAGCGGGGAUCCAACGCCUGUUGCUUCUGCUGGUGCUGCUGUUGUAGCUGUUCCUGUACUUACUGUGUCUGUCUUGUUCUUAGGAACGAAGACGGAGACGAAAGGAAUCGGAAGGCAUCGUACGACGUCAAGGAAGGGACCUCCGACUGUGAAGACUGCCCCAAACCCACGUUGGAGGAGGUGCGCUCGUGGGGCCAAUCCUUCGACAAGCUUAUGAGCUGCCCGGCUGGACGCAAUUCCUUCCGCCAGUUCCUGCGCACCGAAUUCAGCGAGGAGAACAUGCUCUUCUGGCUCGCCUGCCAGGAAUUCGCCAAGGAGAGCAACAAGGGCUCCGUGGAGGAAAAGGCCCGCGUCAUCUACGAGGACUACAUCUCCAUCCUCUCGCCAAAAGAGGUGAGUCUGGACUCCAGGGUGCGGGAGUCCAUCAACCGGAACAUGCAGGAGCCUACGUCACACACGUUUGACGACGCCCAGCUGCAGAUUUACACUUUAAUGCAAAGAGACUCGUACCCACGCUACAUGAACUCUCCUGCCUACAAAAACCUGCUCAACGCUCUGUCCGAGCAGUCGCCCGAAUCUUAA